AUGUUGACGAUACGGAAGAUCCUGAAUAAGCCGCGGCCAGAUGAUUGGGCACCGUUGGCAAAAUUUUUCUAUGCGGACGAAGCGCUACAUGAUAUUGCUUCGGAGCUGGAUUCUUUUGAUGGCAGGAGAGACCCAGAACGCUGCAAUAACCUCGUCAACAAGUUGCGUGUCGCCCAGGAUCGCGUGCUGCACAUCAUUGGCGAGAUGCUGAUCACCCUAUUCCCGCGCGAGUCCGAUCGGGCGUGCCGGGAUUUUCGCGUCAAGUUCCCGGAUGAAAUUGUGCAUGAGAAUUUGCCUGGGCAACUGUGGUUUGGCGCUGAAUGCCUCGCCGCCGGCUCCAAUAUCAUCGACCAUGAAGCGGAAAGUGAACGGAUCCGACCAUUGGCCAAAGAACUCACCAAUCACCUCGAUUUUCUCAGGGACCUAUUGAAGCAUCAAUCCCUCCGCGACACUGCUCACUACACCGAGGGGAUCAAGGAUAAUUUGCUCAAAUUUGAUCGACUAUUUGCCGAAUUUGAAUUCAAAUAUGUAUCAGCUAUGGUCCCUGUGAAAAGCAUCAAGGAACACGACAGUCAAUUGGAUGUUGCCGUACUGUUCUCAGAUUGUUUGGAUCGGGCAUUAAGGAUCGGUUACGUGACGCAGGACCAAAUUGACUACUGCGACCCCUCGGUGAUGAUUGUCGUCCCCAGAUUGGCCAUUGUUUGGGGUUUGACUCAAUUCCCACAAGGCGCACUGAACGUCGAUGCGCCCCCAGAUGACCUAUCGGAGAUGUUCCGACCAUUCCACUCAUUGUUAAUCAAGAUUCGGAACUUGUUGAGGGUGUUGGACCCGGCGGAGAUGAACAAGUUGGAACGCGUGCUCUGUUCCGGAGAGUCGAACGAGCCGGCGGAAGCAGAAGCAGAGACGUUGAUGAUGUCGGAGUUCCGGGGGAGCGACAAGGCUGAACGUCUUGAGCGUAUCAACCGCCUCGAAACCGGACGUCAUUCCCCUAGCGAUGAGAUUGGGGACUUCCGCUUUGGGUUGAAGGAGAUUGAGAAGAUGACUGGGGUGAAUCCGGCAAAGAAGACUUGCGUCUUCCAAAUGGAGAACCACGACCUUCGAGCCCGUUUCCGGUCAACGGAAGAUCUUCUACAUCGGCUUUUCGUGUGCAUCUCUGGCGUGGCCGACCAGCUGCAGUCAAAUUACAGCUCAGAGGUUCGAAAGGUGCUGAAGAUGAUUCUUCAACCAUCCGAGGUGAUUCCAAUUUAUGAGGUGCCUGGGCAGGAUGCGCCAAAUCCUGGAGUGAGCGAAGAGGAGACUGGGGUUGAAGUCCACGAGUCGUUGCCGUUACCAGCAUUCAUAGGCGUACGCUGGGUCCCAGAUGAGGACUGCGAGCAGUGCACAGCGUGCUCUUCUCCGUUCACAGUCGUCAGGAGAAGACACCAUUGCCGGAACUGCGGACGAAUUUUCUGCGGGAAAUGCUCGGCAAAAAGUCUGCCAAUACCGGAAUUGGGAUACGAUCGGAAUGUGCGCGUCUGCAACCUGUGCUACUUGCACAAGUUGAACCCGUUCAUGCCGUGCAUCCCAACCCCUGCUCAAGCAACUGCAACGACGGCCCCGACGGCACAACCGAGGAGU
Molecule: messenger RNA, 1617 nt
Organism: Mesorhabditis spiculigera
Lineage: Eukaryota; Metazoa; Nematoda; Chromadorea; Rhabditida; Rhabditidae
Source: the annotation of a GenBank genome assembly